UCAUUUAAACGUUACAAUCUUCGUUGAAGGACGACUGGUUAGUAAUGGCAGCGCCUAGUGACGAGAAAAGGUUUUCACCUUUCAAUCCAACUGACCCUAAUGAUCCUGAAUGUCGGAGUAGGGCUUGUUUCGAUACAGAGACGUGGGUGAAGUUAUAUGGGAAGCCAAGAAAGAAAAAGGACAAUACAGCAAAUUCAUCCAAAUCUACACUAUCAGGAAAUGCCAGUGAAACUAAGCACAAAGAUUGUCCUGUGGAUAAAGAUGAACUUGGUCGUAAUACAUGGUCAUUUCUGCAUACAAUGGCUGCUAACUACCCACAGAAACCUUCAGAACAACAACAACAGGACAUGACAGACUUUAUGCAUCUAUUCUCAAAGUUCUAUCCAUGUGACUAUUGUGCUAAAGACUUCAGGAAUGAUUUGAAACAGCACAAGCCAGAGACGAAAAGUCAAGAUAGUUUAUCACAGUGGCUGUGUAAGAUGCACAACAUAGUGAAUGUAAAACUCGGGAAACCCAAGUUUGACUGUAGCCGUGUCAAUGAAAGGUGGAGAGACGGCUGGGCUGAUGGAAGUUGUGAUUGAUAAUAAGGAAACAUAGCUUACAUAUCAAAGCUUAAUGUCU
Molecule: messenger RNA, 621 nt
Organism: Ruditapes philippinarum (Manila clam)
Lineage: Eukaryota; Metazoa; Mollusca; Bivalvia; Venerida; Veneridae
Product: FAD-linked sulfhydryl oxidase ALR-like
Exons: 3
Coding region: 45-581 (178 amino acids)
Cellular component (GO): mitochondrion
Molecular function (GO): flavin adenine dinucleotide binding; flavin-dependent sulfhydryl oxidase activity
Source: RefSeq, a predicted model, not a curated record